AUGGCCGAUAAUACAGACGCGCUUGCUCCCAGAGAGGAGGAGCAUGACCCCCAUUUCGAGCCCGUAAUCAAGCUCACAGAGCAAGUCGAAACAAAAACUAUGGAAGAAGAUGAGGAAGUGCUCUUCAAAAUGCGUGCCAAAUUGUUCCGUUUCGAUAGCGGGGCGUCAGAGUGGAAGGAAAGAGGGACGGGUGAUGUUCGCCUCUUGGCUCAUAAAGAGACCAAGAAGGUCAGACUCGUAAUGAGACGUGAUAAAACACUCAAAGUCUGCGCCAACCAUAUCAUCUCCGCCGACAUGCGUCUGCAGCCCAAUAUCGGUUCUGAUAGGUCCUGGGUGUGGAAGGUCGCUGCCGAUUAUGCUGAGUCCCCAGCUACCCCCGAAACCCUUGCCAUACGAUUUGCCAACGCCGAAAACGCUGGUGAAUUCAAGAAGGCUUUCGAAGAGGCCCAGGUAUCGAAUGCUGCAAUCGCAUCUGGUGGUGCCAAGGAGGAGUCAGAGACAAAAGCUGAGGAGAAGACCGAAGAGGAGGAGAAGAAGCCUGAGGCUGAGGCUGAGACUGAGGAGAGCAAGGACACCAAGGAGGAGGCUAAGGAAGAGAAGACCGAAUGA
Molecule: messenger RNA, 609 nt
Organism: Pleurotus ostreatus (oyster mushroom)
Lineage: Eukaryota; Fungi; Basidiomycota; Agaricomycetes; Agaricales; Pleurotaceae
Gene: SBP1
Product: single stranded nucleic acid binding protein
Exons: 5
Coding region: 1-609 (202 amino acids)
Biological process (GO): nucleocytoplasmic transport
Cellular component (GO): cytoplasm; nuclear pore
Molecular function (GO): GTPase activator activity
Source: RefSeq, a predicted model, not a curated record